Messenger RNA from Paracoccidioides lutzii Pb01, 264 nucleotides. RefSeq lists its product as hypothetical. The coding region runs from base 1 to 264 and encodes 87 amino acids. The transcript is spliced from 2 exons. The record is from RefSeq and is a predicted model, not a curated record.
AUGGUGGUAUUUGUUAAGCAGCUAAGUGAAGAAAACGAUGCCAUCAUCAUCGAGCUGGAUAUCUUGGUCACUGUCUUUACCGCCUCAUACGAAGCAUUCUUGCGUCCUGGUGAUAGUCAACAUAGCCAUGUAGUUCAUGUGUACACUGUUACAGUACCUCAUCGCAAGAUGAACGUCUCCGCACGUCCCGCAUUCACGAGCAUAGCCGCAGCAGAAAGUGCAGCAGAAAGCGCAGCAGAGCUACACUUUGCAUUGUCUUCAUAA